AUGGAUGAAAUCAAAGCCAAGGACAGGAUCAUUUUUUCCCUGGAAAAGGAGCUGGAAACCCAGACAGGUUAUGUACAGAAACUGCAGCUGCAGAAAGAGGCUUUGGAUGAACAGCUCUUCUUGGUGAAGGAGGCUGAGUGUAACAUGAGCAGUCCGAAGCGGGAGAUCCCAGGAAGGGCAGGAGACGGCUCUGAACACUGCAGCAGUCCCGAUUUACGAAGAAAUCAAAAAAGAAUAGCUGAAUUGAAUGCCACUAUAAGAAAAUUAGAGGACAGGAAUACCCUGCUUGGAGAUGAACGAAAUGAAUUGUUAAAACGUGUGCGGGAGACUGAAAAACAAUGUAAACCUCUCCUGGAAAGAAACAAGUGCCUCGCCAAAAGAAACGAUGAACUGGUGGUGUCUUUGCAGCGCAUGGAAGAGAAACUAAAAGCCGUUACCAAGGAGAAUUCAGAAAUGAGAGAAAAAAUAACAUCUCACCCACCUUUGAAAAAAUUAAAAUCUCUAAAUGACCUCGACCAAGCUAAUGAAGAACAAGAGACAGAGUUUCUGAAACUUCAGGUCAUUGAGCAACAGAACAUUAUUGAUGAGCUCACAAGG
Chinchilla lanigera (long-tailed chinchilla) is the source of this 597-nucleotide messenger RNA. Its product is annotated as janus kinase and microtubule-interacting protein 2. Gene Ontology annotation, molecular function: microtubule binding; kinase binding. The annotation marks the transcript as partial. The transcript has 4 exons. The record is from RefSeq and is a predicted model, not a curated record. NCBI's taxonomy places the organism in Eukaryota, Metazoa, Chordata, Mammalia, Rodentia, Chinchillidae.